AUGGCCCGACGGGGCGCGGAGCCGCGGGCGCUGCCCGAGAGGGCGGCUGAGCUGCGGAACAAACUCGUGGACCGAUGCGAGCGGCUGCAGCUGCAGAGCGCUGCUAUCACCAAGCACGUGGACGAGGUGCUGCCCGCCAGGAGCCAGGGUGUGCUGAGUGCUGCUAACAGCGCACGAGAGUUGGUCAUCCAGAGACUGAUCUUCUUGGGGAAGGUGUGUGAGAACGAGGAGCAGCGGCUGCUGGAGGAGGUGCACGCCGAGGAGGAGCGGGCGCAGCAGAGCAUCCUGACACAGCAGGCGCACUGGACGGAGGCACUACAGAAGCUGUCUGCCCUCCGCACGUACCUGGUGGACACGAUCACCAACCUGGACGACCAGGGCUUGGUGAACGCGGAACAAGAGAUCUUCGAGAGGACAGAGUUGGCAGAGGGAAUCUUAGAGCCACAGGAGUCUGCCAAGUUAAACUUUAAUCAGCAGCGUGUUCAGAGUCCGCUGCUGCACCGGCUGUGGGCCUCUGCCGUUCUCUGCUGUAUGGCAGGCUCUCAGGAAAUCAGCAUAGACGAGAAAACCGUCAGCCCCCACCUAGGCCUGUCGGAAGACAAGAAAACCCUGACCUUCAGCCCCAAGAAAGCAAAGCUGGACUUGGAUGGCCCCGAGCGCUUUGACCACUGGCCCAACGCUUUGGCUGCUGUGGCUUUUCACACAGGGCUCCACGCAUGGAAGGUCAGCGUGGAGAAGAGCUGUGCCUACAAGCUGGGGGUGUGCUACGGCUCGCUGCCACGGAAGGGGCCCGGCAAUGAGGCCCGCCUGGGCUUCAAUGCUGCCUCCUGGGUCUUCUCACGCUACGACAAGGAGUUCAGGUUCUUGCAUGCCGGUCAGCCCCAGCCUGUGGAGCUGCUCAGGGCCCCGGCUGAGAUCGGUGUGCUGGUUGACUUUGCGGGAGGGGAGGUGCUUUUCUACGACCCCGACUCUUGCACCAUCCUCUUCUCGCACCGGGAGGCCUUUGCAGCACCACUCUACCCCGUCUUUGCGGUGGCACACCAGAGCAUCUCGCUCAGCCGGUGAGAGAGGUGGGCUGCAAACAUAGGGCUGUAUGGACAGUGAUUGUAUACACCACAGUGCCUUCGCGGGCUACCAGCAUGUACAGUGAUCAGAAAAGACUUGCCUUCAGCCACUACAUCUGUUCUCUUGUUUUACAAUGGCUUUCAUCUCCUUCAGGCUGCCGAGCACGUGAUGUUUGCCCUCCAGGACCCAGAGCCAGGACCUUUGGAAAAGGUCAAAUCAGACCCCAAGCACCUCCCACAGGAGCACAGUGCCUUCUGAAGACUCUUGUGAACUCUCCCCAGCUCCCAUGCUGUUGGAGUCCUCAGGGCUGGGAGGGGGGCUGGGAAGUGCUGCAGCAGGAAGCAGAGCUUUCACUGAGCCCAGUUCAGUAUGGGAAGACCUUGGCAACAACACCACAGUUUGCUCAGCAGAGCUGGGAGUGCAAGGUGGGGAGAGCAAAAUUAUGAAAGCUGGGAUAUGGGAUCAGUGUUUAACACCUGGCUCUGCCAGUCCUCUGUGAGUGAAUCAUUUAAAUCCUCUUCAAGACAAGGGUUUCUUUCCAGCUCCAAUGGAGAGGAACACAGGCAACAAAACGCUCCAUGCUGCAGGAAUUAAAAUUAUUUCAAUCUUGCCUAAAGGUUAAGAGCUGUUUGGAGAAAUGAAAGAGAAGUGGCAGAAGGCAUGGAAGGCUGUAGGAACACUUGGAAAGAGGAGCCCUAGUGGGAGGAGGGACACCAUGAAUUGGGGUUGUCACCCAUGUGAGAACCCACACUGGGCAGGGCACCCUCAUGGACCAUCAGCAUCUCCCAGAGCAGAGGAGCAGCAAGAGAGGAGCCAUUAGCAUUGACCUGAAUGGAGCUGUUUGUUCCUGGGGCUUGGCAAGGUUGAGCAUAUUACAGUGAAAACAAGCAGCUGAUUGAUAGUAAAAGAGGUGUUGGACUGACACUGAGCUUGG
This is a messenger RNA of Lagopus leucura (white-tailed ptarmigan), 1999 nucleotides long. RefSeq names its product B-box and SPRY domain containing (gene BSPRY). Lineage: Eukaryota; Metazoa; Chordata; Aves; Galliformes; Phasianidae. The transcript has 6 exons. The record is from RefSeq and is a predicted model, not a curated record. Gene Ontology annotation, molecular function: protein binding. The coding region runs from base 1 to 1065 and encodes 354 amino acids.